AGGCAGAUUUCCUCAGAAAGAUUUGGAGGCACUGUUUCCUGGGAUGAGUGCUGAUUUCACUAGUGAAAACUUUUCUGCUGCCUGGUACCUGAUAGAGAAUCAUUCAACAACAAGUUUUGAUCAGCUCAAAACGGCUGUUGUGAAUUUGAAGAAACAAGGCAAUAAGAAAAAUGAGGGGAGUCUGGCUUAUGUGAAAGGAGGUCUUAGCACAUUUUUUGAAGCACAAGAUGCUCUGUCAGCAAUCCAUCAAAAACUGGAAGCGGAUGGAACAGAAAAAGUAGAAGGAUCCAUGACGCAAAAACUGGAGAAUGUACUGAACAGAGCCAGUAAUACAGCAGAUACUUUAUUCCAAGAAGUGCUGGGUCGCAAGGACAAAGCUGAUUCAACAAGAAACGCACUUAAUGUUCUUCAGCGUUUUAAAUUUCUUUUCAACCUUCCCUUGAAUAUUGAAAGGAAUAUCCAGAAGGGUGAUUAUGAUGUGGUAAUUAAUGACUACGAAAAAGCCAAGUCACUCUUUGGAAAGACAGAGGUUCAAGUAUUCAAAAAAUAUUAUGCUGAAGUUGAAACCAGAAUUGAAGCUUUAAGAGAACUUCUGUUGGAUAAGCUUCUUGAAACUCCAUCAACUUUGCAUGAUCAGAAACGAUAUAUAAGAUAUCUUUCUGAUCUUCAUGCGCCUGGGGACCCUGCUUGGCAGUGCAUUGGUGCUCAACAUCAGUGGAUUCUGCAGCUCAUGCACAACUGUAAGGAGAGCUAUGUUAAAGAACAAAAAGGUAACUCAUUGCUCCACAGCCCCAUGUUAGACCUGGACAGUGAUGUGCGUCCAUCACCAAUUGGCCAUCUUGGACAAACUGCUUCAUUGAAAAGGGGGAGCAGCUUUCAGUCUGGCCGUGAGGAUGCUUGGCGAUACAAAGCUCCUCAACAAGUUGUAUUUGUUGAAAAGUUGACAAAACUUGUUUUAAGUCAGCUACCGAACUUCUGGAAGCUCUGGAUUUCUUAUGUGAAUGGAAGUUUAUUCAGUGAGACUGCUGAAAAAUCUGGCCAAAUGGAGAGAUCAAAGAAAAACGCUAGGCAAAGACAAAAUGAUUUCAAGAAAAUGAUUCAGGAAGUGAUGCACUCUCUGGUAAAACUUAUCCGUGGAGCUUUGCUUCCAUUCAGCCUCCGAGAAGGAGAAACAAGACAGUAUGGUGGCUGGGAGAUGAAAUCUGAACUUUCUGGCCAGUGGCUAACACAUGUUAUCCAGACUGUAAGGCUUAGUUCUGAGUCUCUUACUGCACUCGAGAUACCAAAUGAUAUGCUUCAGAUCAUCCAGGAUCUUAUUUUGGACCUUCGUGUACGUUGCAUUAUAGUGACCCUGCAGCACACAGCUGAAGAUAUAAAGAGGUUAGCUGAAAAGGAAGACUGGGUUGUUGACAAUGAAGGUUUGACAUCAUUGCCAUCCCAGUUUGAACAGUGCAUUAUCCAUUCCUUGCAAUCUCUUAAAACUGUGUUGGACUGCAAACCUGGAGAGGCCAGUGUUUUCCAGCAGCAGAAAACACAGGAGGAUGUGUGCCAGCUAAGCAUUGGGAUCAUGCAGGUCUUUAUAGACUGUUUGGAACAACUCAGCACCAAACCUGAUGGUGACAUAGAUACAGCACAUCUUUCAGUUGAUGUUUCGUCUCCAGAUUUGUUUGGAAGCAUUCAUGAAGACUCAAUUCUUUCUUCAGAACAGAGGCUUUUAAUUGCACUCAGCAACUGCCGUUAUCUGGAACGUCAUACCUUCCUAAAUAUAGCUGAACAUUUUGAGAAACAUGGCUUUCAAGGUGCUGAAAAAAUAACUCAAGUUAGUAUGGAAUCCUUGAAAGAGUUGGAUCAAAGACUGUUUGAAAUGUACAUUGAAUUCAAGGCAGAUCCGAUAGUUGGAUCCUUAGAACCUGGCAUUUAUGCAGGAUAUUUUGAUUGGAAAGACUGUCUUGUUCCAGCAGGUGUCAGAAACUAUUUGAAAGAGGCAUUAGUGAAUAUCAUUGCUGUGCAUGCAGAGGUGUUUACCAUUUCCAAAGACUUGGUUCCUCGGGUAAUGGCAAGGGUUGUAGAAGCAGUCUCUGAAGAACUGAGUCGACUGAUGCAGUGUGUUUCAUCCUUCAGCAAAAACGGAGCUUUGCAGGCAAGACUUGAAAUCUGUGCAUUGAGAGAUACCGUGGCCAUAUACCUAACACCUGAAAGCAACUCAAGCUUUAAGCAAGCUUUGGAAGCUUUGCCUCAUCUCUCAAGUGGAACUGACAAAAAGUUACUAGAAGAGUUACUAAACAAAUUUAAAAGCAGCAUGCACUUGCAGCUGACCUGUUUUCAAGCUUCUUCAUCAGCAAUGAUGAAAACAUAG
Antrostomus carolinensis (chuck-will's-widow) is the source of this 2356-nucleotide messenger RNA. It is a transcript of the gene EXOC2, whose product is annotated as exocyst complex component 2. The annotation marks the transcript as partial. NCBI's taxonomy places the organism in Eukaryota, Metazoa, Chordata, Aves, Caprimulgiformes, Caprimulgidae. Gene Ontology annotation, cellular component: exocyst. The record is from RefSeq and is a predicted model, not a curated record. The transcript is spliced from 24 exons. Gene Ontology annotation, biological process: Golgi to plasma membrane transport; exocytosis.